Molecule: messenger RNA, 1638 nt
Organism: Darwinula stevensoni
Lineage: Eukaryota; Metazoa; Arthropoda; Ostracoda; Podocopida; Darwinulidae
Source: the annotation of a GenBank genome assembly
AUGAAGAAAAACAACUUACCCUCUACCUCUGCCAGUGAAAAUCGAUCUCCUGGACAUCCUGUCUCCAAUCCAAGUUGUGACCAGUUCGGUUACCGAGACAAGUUUUUGUUCUUCUCAGCGAAAGACGGGAGGAUCUUUCUCAUGGUUAGCGACAGCAUUGGAGAUAAGACUGGAAACCGCCUUAGGAUGAAAAGAGGAGAUCAUAAUGAGUACCCGGCCAUUAAGACAGCAAAACUACACUAUGAACCAAGGAAUAUCGAGUUGGAGUUUGAAGACUUCGAGCAUUCUGCUGCAAUCCCGGUGAAACGUAUCUACGGAAAAAACAAGAUGACGGCAUCUAUAAUAAAGGAUCACAUGAAGACUAGAAGACUCCAGGAGUUCGUGCGGAGUCUCAACGAAAGAAUUAUGCAGAUCCGUCAUGAGCAAGAUGCGACAUCAGUCACCAGUCCAAAGGAACAUAGAAACCAGGACUCAUCAGAUACCCAUAAGGAUGAUACGGCAAAUCUGUGCAGCUACGAGGUCUUUUUCGACAGAGGCAAAAGAUGUCCUGAAAAAGCAUAUCCUACUGGAAGGAGAAGACAUGGGUUGCCAACUUCCGAUUCUUGUCGCAUCUAUGACCGGGACCAUGAGAUUCGAUGCAAAUUGCUUGAAACAGCUUAUCAUAUAGUCCAGGCUAGAAAAGAACUGUUGGAGGAGACACCAACUAGGAAAGAUACUUGCACCUGUGCCAUCUAUGUGGGGGUCACGGAAGCAGAGAAGCGGAUGCUGCCUCUAUGUAAUGCCGAACUUCAAGCAGUUCCUUAUAAUGUGCUUGAUGUUGACAGAAAAAAGAGACAAGUAAUCAACAACUUGCUCCACAUGGGACCUCCAGUGGUGAAGGAAUUCCUCAUGAUGGGCGGACAAGUAACACGUAAUACUGAAGAACUGGGAGCUGACUCUGAGAUUAUCACUGUUCUUGGAAGUCACCUUGAGGUGCCUGAGGGUUGUUUUGAUCAACCAUUUCGUAGCGCCGUAUUCGCAGUUGAGAGCUUAGGAGAAGCCGAACAAUGCCUAUUAGGCCUUAAUGACCAUCAGUGUCGCUUCCAUGGUGACGAAAAUAUCCCCACAGCCUUCAUGGUGGAUGACAUUAAGCAGGCUGCAGCCAUCCAGGAAUCCCUUAGAAGUCACUGCCUUAAAACUGGUAUUGCCAUCAUCAACAAUUCUGAAAGUGAAGGUGGGCAGCAACUCUCUGAGAGCAUUGUCGGGGGUUCUGUGAUGACAUUGAAUUGGAUCUUCAAGAGUGAUUCAUCAUUGGAGCAGAAGAAGGUACAAGCGUAUCCAGAAUGCCGGAAGACUGCGAAGGGAAAGGAAUACAUUGGAAAAAUGAAGAGGACGGAGAAUGGAAACGACUGUCUCCGAUGGGAUUCCAGGCCAUAUCCAACACCAAAAGAUUUCCAGCCAGUAUUGUCUUAUGAAGAACAUUUCCUCAAUGAGGAUCCGGGAUCUCACGAAAACUACUGCAGGAAUCCGGCUUUGAGAGAGAGGCCGUGGUGUUUCAUCUCGAACCCGGAUAUAGUAUGGGAAUUCUGCGACAUCCCCUUAUGCGAGGACCCAGGGUACCCUAAAAUCACAGGUGAGAAUGCUCAUGCCAUGGAAUAA